AUGGCCAUUGGGGAGCAAAGCAAACAAAAGCAACAAGUGCUGUCAUACACCGAAGGCCCAAGUGAUGGUAUCACUUCCAUCACAAAUUUCUCGUAUGAUCAUGCCAAGGUUUCUAGCAUAACUGUUGAUAAUGCUUCAUACAAUGAUGUGUACAUUAGGAGACUUAGAGAGGAUUUUUCUCUAAGAAAAAGAUUAAGUAUUGGAGGAAAAAUUGUUCAUGUUAGAUGUUGUGCACAUAUAUUUAAUCUCUUAGUGCAAGAUAGUCUUGGUCAACUUGGUGGUGUGAUUAAUGUUGUUAGAGAAUGGAUAAAGUACUUGAAUAAUUCUGAAUCUAGGCUUCUUGAAUUUGCCAAAAUUAAAAAACAGCUUCAGUUGCCUUCUAGAAAGCUAAUUUUGGACUGUCUAACAAGGUGGAAUAGCACUUAUUUGAUGUUAGCUUCGGGUUUAGAGUUCAAGGAUGUGUUUCCAAGAUAUGCAGACAUUGACCCUGGAUUUCACUAUGUUCCUACUGAUUUUGAGUGGAUGAAAGUGGAAGAAGUGUGCAAAUUUUUAGAAAUAUUUCAUGAAAUCACUGAUAUGAUUUUCGGGUCCGAGUAUCCACCAGCUAAUAUUUUUCUUGUGGAGCUCUAUAGGAUUAAAGAGCUUUUAAAUAAAAAAGCUCUUGACCCUUUUGAGCAUAUUCGGGCUAUGGUUGGAAGUAUGUCUACUAAAUUUGAUAAGUAUUGGGGGAAAAGUAAUGUGCUGCUAUCUUUGGGUGCAAUUUUGGAUCAGAGAUGCAAAAUGUUUCUUAUUAAUCAUGCUUUUUCGGUGAUUUAUGGUGAGGAUACAGCUCCUAGAUUCAUGGCUAAGAUUAGAGACAUUCCUUAUGAACUUUACAAUGAAUAUAUUGAUUGUCACAUUGUUUCCCAUUCUGAACAACAACAGAGGCAGGUUGUAAAAAGGAGACAAAAUGAAGGUUCUAGUUUUUCAAGUAAGAAACAGAAAAUGACUGGACCCGCCGUUUUAAUUGGUAAAGAAAAGUUUCACAUGCAUGUGAGUGAAAUUGACAGGGCUCCACCAGAAAAAUCAGAUUUAGAUGUUUAUUUAGAGGAAAGUAUGUAUGCUUGUGAUGCAAAUGCAAAUCUGGAUGUUUUGGGUUGGUGGAAAGGGGAAAGAUUGAGAUUUCCUAUCUUGUCGAGGAUGGCUGCCGAUAUACUCUCCGUUCCUGUUACAACUGUGGCUUCAGAAUCUAUCUUCAGCGCCGGAGGUAGAGUAAUUGAUGAUCGACGAGUUUCUAUGUCAGUUGAGACGGUGCAAAUGUUGCUUUGCGGCAACGAUUGGAUCCGCAGUUUUCAUGGCCUAAAGAAUAAGUCUCGCGAAUCACUUGAUGCUGCCGAAUCAAUCAUAUUUGAGGAAGUUGAACUUCCUGAAUCAUUCACAACCUGA
This is a messenger RNA of Coffea arabica (coffee), 1425 nucleotides long. RefSeq names its product zinc finger BED domain-containing protein RICESLEEPER 2-like. Gene Ontology annotation, molecular function: protein dimerization activity; DNA binding. The record is from RefSeq and is a predicted model, not a curated record. NCBI's taxonomy places the organism in Eukaryota, Viridiplantae, Streptophyta, Magnoliopsida, Gentianales, Rubiaceae.